Olea europaea var. sylvestris is the source of this 474-nucleotide messenger RNA. RefSeq lists its product as uncharacterized. Gene Ontology annotation, molecular function: zinc ion binding. The record is from RefSeq and is a predicted model, not a curated record. The transcript has a single exon. NCBI's taxonomy places the organism in Eukaryota, Viridiplantae, Streptophyta, Magnoliopsida, Lamiales, Oleaceae. Bases 1 to 474 code for a protein of 157 amino acids.
AUGUGCAUGACAUAUAAUGAGUCAAAUGGGUUGGAGGUAAAUCAGGUUUCUCCAGACAUUUAUCAAGUUGGUGACAAUUUAGAACACCACUUUGUGGAUUUUUACGAAAUGACAUGUACGUGUAGAAGAUUUGAUUUGGACAAGUUUCCAUGUGCGCAUGCAAUUGUUGCAACAAGAUUUAAAGGAGACGAGGGCUAUAAAUUAUGUACUCCCUUUUACACUAGUAUUUGUUGGAAGCAAGCUUAUUCUAAAUUCGUAUAUCCUUUGCCGAACGAGGUCGAAUGGAAAAUUCCUAAGAAUGUGAUAGCCAGAGAAGUAUUUUCACCAUUAGUACGAAGACAGGGCGGACGACCAUCAAAAAAGAGGAAAAGGUCGGCCGGAGAGACGCGUGUGGCUCGUAAGAGCAGCAGGUGCAAGAAAACUGGUCAUGUUCGAUCCACUUGCACGGGCCAAGCAGCUAGUAGUGAACAUUAA